CAGGAUAGUGCUGAGCCAUCACUGGACAGCAUUAAAACAACCGUCUGUCCAGGGCUGCGUUACAGCCACCCACCGCAGCCCUCCUCUCUGCCACUGCAGUCCCACGUUCUGUACCACUACUGCCCUGUUGGCCGGAUUAACUCAUAGAACGGUGAAAAGACCAAACAGACAUCAUGUCUGAGAAAAAGAUGUCAUCGAGCCGCAAGCAUCAUCUGAAGAGCCUGAUGCUUCAGAUCGCCCAGGAACUGAUAGCGGAAGAGGAAGCCCAGUCUUUAGAGGACAGGAAGCAGUACAUGAGUGAAAACAUCACUCCCCUGCAGCUCACAGGAUCCAUUGCAGAACUCCAGGACCUGUGUAAGAAGAUGCACCAGAAGAUUGAUGUGAUAGAUGAGGAGAGAUACGACCUGGGCAGCAAAGUUGGCAAAAGUGACAAAGAGAUUGAGGAUCUGCAGAUUAAAGUACAAGACCUGAAGGGAAAGUUCAAGAAGCCCGUCCUGAAGAAAGUCCGCAUGUCUGCUGAUGCUAUGCUCCAGGCUCUGCUGGGCUCCAAACACAAGGUGUCCAUGGAUCUGAGGUCCAACCUGAAGCAAGUCAAGAAGGAGGUCAAGGAAGAGGACAAAGAAUCUGUGGGUGACUGGCGUAAGAACAUCGAAGACAAAUCAGACAGAAAGAAGAUGUUUGAGACUGCUAAGGAGUAGAUGUUCCUGGAGUUCCAGACAGGAAGAUGUUUGAGACUGCUAAGGAGUAGAUGUUCCUGGAGUUCCAGACAGGAAGAUGUUUGUGGCGGCUUGAAAAACCUUCUGCCUUUGGUUACGAAGUUAUACAGUUACGACUCGUUUGUUUGUUUGUUUGUUUUUCGUCUCUGGCUAAAUUCAUCUAAGAGGUAGUUCCAUCACUCUAGGACUGUUGUGACAGGUGUUAAUGAAUUGUUAUGGUAUCUAAGAGGUAGUUCCAUCACUCUAGGACUGUUGUGACAGGUGUUAAUGAAUUGUUAUGGUAUCUAAGAGGUAGUUCCAUCACUCUAGGACUGUUGUGACAGGUGUUAAUGAAUUGUUAUGGUAUCUAAGAGGUAGUUCCAUCUCUCUAGGACUGCUGUGACAGGUGUUAAUGAAUUGUUAUGGUAUCUAAGAGGUAAUUCCAUCUCCCUGGGACUGCUGU
Molecule: messenger RNA, 1158 nt
Organism: Oncorhynchus mykiss (rainbow trout)
Lineage: Eukaryota; Metazoa; Chordata; Actinopteri; Salmoniformes; Salmonidae
Product: troponin I, fast skeletal muscle
Biological process (GO): cardiac muscle contraction; skeletal muscle contraction
Cellular component (GO): troponin complex
Source: RefSeq, a predicted model, not a curated record